Messenger RNA from Juglans regia (Persian walnut), 1770 nucleotides. RefSeq names its product cytochrome P450 87A3. Gene Ontology annotation, biological process: sterol metabolic process. Gene Ontology annotation, molecular function: heme binding; oxidoreductase activity, acting on paired donors, with incorporation or reduction of molecular oxygen; monooxygenase activity. The coding region runs from base 17 to 1465 and encodes 482 amino acids. The transcript has 9 exons. The record is from RefSeq and is a predicted model, not a curated record. NCBI's taxonomy places the organism in Eukaryota, Viridiplantae, Streptophyta, Magnoliopsida, Fagales, Juglandaceae.
AGUAACAAAAGGCAAGAUGUGGGCAUUGUUCAUUGGAGCUUUGAUAAUUAUAAUCAUCACACAUUGGGUUUACCGCUGGAGAAAUCCCAGAUGCGAAGGAAAACUCCCACCAGGUUCUAUGGGCUUGCCACUCCUUGGAGAGACGCUUCAGUUCUUUGCUCCAAACACUACUUCUGAUAUUCCUCCAUUCAUCAAAGAAAGGAUGGAUAGGUUUGGGUCUAUAUUCAGGACAAACUUGGUGGGAAGACCAAUUGUGGUAUCCACUGACCCGGAUCUCAAUUACUUUGUCUUCCAACAAGAAGGACAACUGUUUCAAAGCUGGUACCCAGAAACGUUUACAGAGAUUUUCGGACGACAGAAUGUGGGUUCCUUGCACGGGUUCAUGUACAAGUACCUCAAGAACAUGGUGCUGAAUCUUUUUGGUCCUGAAAGCCUUAAAAAGAUGCUCCCUGAGGUUGAACAGGCAGCGAACAGAAGAUUACACCAGUGGUCAUGUGCGGACACCGUUGAACUAAAAGAUGCAACAGCCAGUAUGAUUUUUGAUCUGACUGCAAAGAAAUUGAUAAGUUAUGAUGCGAAUAAUUCCUCCGAGAAUCUAAGGGAGAACUUCGUUGCAUUCAUUCAGGGAUUGAUCUCCUUCCCUUUGAACGUUCCCGGAACGGCUUUUCACAAAUGUUUGCAGGGUAGGAAAAGGGCAAUGAGGAUGCUUAAGAACAUGUUACGGGAAAGACGGGCAAUGCCCAGGAAUCAGCAAAGUGAUUUUUUUGAUUAUGUCCUCGAAGAGCUUCAAAAAGAAGGAACAAUUCUCACAGAGGCAAUUGCUCUGGAUUUGAUGUUUGUGCUGCUGUUUGCCAGCUUUGAAACAACUUCCCUCGCUAUAACUUUGGCCGUUAAGUUUCUUUCAGAAUACCCUCUGGUAUUGAGACAACUGACGGAAGAGCAGGAGGCAAUUCUUAACCAGCGGGAAAAUGCUGAUUCUGGACUUUCCUGGAAAGAAUACAAAUCAAUGACAUUUACAUUCCAGUUCAUAAAUGAAACAGUUAGACUGGCAAAUAUAGUUCCGGGGAUCUUCCGAAAAGCAUUGAGAGAUAUACAAUUUAAAGGAUAUACAAUUCCAGCAGGUUGGGCGGUUAUGGUGUGUCCCCCAGCUGUACACUUGAACCCAGCAAAAUAUGAAAACCCUGUUGCUUUCAAUCCAUGGAGAUGGGAGGGAGUGGAAUUAAAUGGCGCAUCCAAACAUUUCAUGGCUUUCGGUGGCGGCAUGAGAUUCUGUGUCGGAACAGACUUUACUAAGGUGCAAAUGGCUGUGUUUCUCCAUUGUUUGGUAACAAAGUACAGGUGGAAACCAAUCAGAGGAGGAAAUAUCGUCCGAACUCCUGGCUUGCAAUUUCCUGAAGGCUUUCACAUUCAGCUUGCAAAGAAGGAUGCGAGGAAACAGGAAGAAACAGUAAACAACUCUGCAUAAUCAAAAGGUAAGUAAUGCACAGGCUAGUCAUUUGUGUGGCUAGAGACACCAUGCUAAAGGUUCCAACGUGGCCUCAUAUAUGUCCAUUAAGAUCAUUGGUCUCAAGCUGGCAGAGGAUGUCAGUCAAGAAACAGUCACAGAGUGCAAGUGUGGGGGACAAUUAUAUAGGUCUCUCAUACAACAAUCAUGACGUAGGUUUGCCCAGUAGCACAUGCAUAGUUUUGUGCUUUUAACUUCUCUCGAUGUACAAUUGUGGAAGAGGGAAAAAAAAAAGGUGAAAGAAUAUCAAUAUACAAGAAACUCAU